Sporothrix brasiliensis 5110 is the source of this 1953-nucleotide messenger RNA. RefSeq lists its product as uncharacterized. The record is from RefSeq and is a predicted model, not a curated record. The transcript has a single exon. Bases 1 to 1953 code for a protein of 650 amino acids. Gene Ontology annotation, molecular function: telomerase RNA binding; protein binding; telomeric repeat DNA binding. Gene Ontology annotation, cellular component: telomerase holoenzyme complex. NCBI's taxonomy places the organism in Eukaryota, Fungi, Ascomycota, Sordariomycetes, Ophiostomatales, Ophiostomataceae. Gene Ontology annotation, biological process: nuclear-transcribed mRNA catabolic process, nonsense-mediated decay.
AUGGUCGAGUCCAAGUGCAUUGAGAUCGACAGCGAGUCCAGCGCCAUAGAUCUACAAGUCAAACUGGAUGAUGGCCAGUGGCAGGCUCUAUUGAAUUUGCACAGGACGCUCUUGCACGAGCAUCAUGACUUUAUGCUUGCGUCUCAGCAUCCCUCGGCCUCGCCUGCACUCCGCCGCGUUGCCCAAAAGUACGCGAUCCCAGCCCGUAUGUGGCGUCAUGGUAUCCACAGCUUCCUCGAAUUACUACGCCACCGUCUUCCUGAAUCUCGCGAGCACAUGAUUACGUUUAUUUAUAUGGCGUACUCGAUCAUUGCGCUCUUGUAUGAGACGGUCCGCACGUUCGAGGAUACCUGGGUCGAGUGUCUAGGCGAUUUGUCGCGUUAUAGGAUGGCGAUCGAGGACGAUAACCAGCGGGUGCGUGACACCUGGACGAACGUGUCCCGGCGUUGGUACACUCUGGCUUCGGACCGUGCUCCAACGACUGGCAGACUCCACCAUCACCUUGCCAUUUUGGCGAGACCGUAUGUUGUGACGCAGCUCUACUUUUACGUCAAAAGUCUUUGCACGCCUAUCCCCUUCACCUCUACGCGCGAGUCGAUUAUGACACUCUUAGACCCCGUCUUAAACAAUGCCACCCAGCAUGUCCCGCCUAUUGAGCUGGCAUUUAUCAAGGCCCAUGCGAUUUUAUUUAAAAAUGGUAUGAAGACGACGCCUGACUUCCGGCCCACCGUCGGUGACUUUGUCGCUGGACUUGACGAUCAUAUUGCGUUAUCGUCUCGGACCUGGGUCGAAACCGGCGUGUAUAUGGCCAUUGUGAACAGCUGCUCGUUGCUUUCCUACGGCGGAGACGACAAUGUCCUCAUGCGUAUUUUACACGAUGAAAUGUAUCGCAGUGCCAUGACAGGUGCUCCAACAGACGCCGCAGUGGAUGUACCGAUGGGCAAUGUGCAGCAACCCGAGAAGAGUAUUGAUGAGCGAAUGGCUGUUGAUCCUGAGAUCGUGCAGGCUCUCGAGCCAGCCCAGAAUCUUGUGGCUGACAUUGACCGCGUUGUUUUGGCCCGCGUUGGUGAUGCGAACUGCCACGGCUACAUCCACGCGCGCCUUGUGUGGAUGCUAUGCUUCGCGCGCAUCCCAGAGGGCAUGGCUUACCUCGAAAAAACAUUUCCUUGGGAGCCGCUUGUAGUGACACUCAAUAAUAUGCUCCUGACCAGUCCGCGGUACGACAGGAUCGAGCGGGAUGUGUUUAUGGAGCCACAAGUCGAUCGAAAAGCCGAGGAGGAGAGGCGGAUCCAGGAGAUUCAAUUCAAGCAACAGCAACAACAACAAGCCGCCGCGGCAAACGGCGACAACAGCCCCUUUGUCCCAACCGAACCUGUCAACACCAACGUCACAUUCGAGCCCCCGCCGCCAGUCCGCAGUGAUGCUGACAAGCCGCUGCCUGACGACUGGUACCUGCGUGGUCUGUUGUGGUCCGAAUACAACUACCCGCAAGGCUGGUUCGCGAACAUGGAUUCCGCUGAUGAGGACGAGCGGCUGAUGGAGUCUUCCUCGACGCGCCUGACCCGAAAGGAGCGCGUCCUGUGGAUGGCCUGCCAGCUCGCGACGUUCAAUAGGUGGAUUUCGUACGACGCGACGGCUCACAAAUUUUCCGUGAUGGACGAGUUUCGCGAUCCACUCGAGGAUGAACCGGCCCAAGACGAUCUGGAUUUGGACACGGCCUCUCCGGUGGCGGGUGAUGCUAGUAUGGAGGAUGACGUGGGAAACGGUGCGCCCAAGGACAAGGGGAAAGGCAAGGUUCUACCAGGGACUGUCCUUGAGGAUGAUGACAAUAGUGAUACGGCCGACUUUGACAACGACAAUGACGUUACGGACGAGGUGAAUUUCUCGGACAUGGAAGGUAUGGCAAGGGCCAAAGUGGCACGUUUCGGCAAAGAACCCGACGAACCACCCUAA